ACGCAGUCAGCUCUGUGACGUACCUCAGGCCACUGCUGUACUGUUAGCAUUCUUCGCACAAGGCAAAAAGAUGAGCCUGAAGUCGGAGCGUCGAGCAAUUCACGUUGACCAGUCAGAGUUGCUGUGUAAGAAAGGAUGCGGUUACUAUGGUUUCCCAGCAUGGCAGGGAUACUGUUCCAAGUGCUGGAGGGAGGAGUAUCAGAAAGCUCGACAGAAACAGAUCCAAGAGGACCGUGAACUUGCAGAACGAUUGCAGCGGGAGGAGGAGGCAGCGUUUGCCAGCAGCCAGGGUGCUCAAGGGGGGCAACCUUCACUCACCAAUUUUUCCAAAUUUGAAGAAAAGAAAUCCAAUGAGAAAGCUAGAAAAGUGACUACAGUAAAGAAAUUCUUCACUGCCUCAACCAGGAGUCUACCAAAGAAAGUGGCUGAAGAAAAGCCUAUUAAGGCAGGCCAGGUGGGGAGGGAACGCAAUGCAGAUAUUCUCAGGGACUUGAAGGGUUUUUUUGGCCCUCCCUGGGAACUGACCUCUCCUGCAGAAGAUAUAAAAGAAGGAAAAGCUCCCAGCCCAUCUCUCAGGCGGCAGUACAGCAUUGAGACUGAUCGCGUUUCCAAAGAUUUUGCUGAGUUUUUAAAGACCUACCACAAAGCAGGACAUGAAGUAUACAAACAGUGUAAAAUCUUCUUGGAUGCAAUGCUUCAAAAAAGGGAAUUAAACAUUGAGGAACAAUCUGAAUACACACAAGACUUUUAUCAAAAUACAGCAGAUAGAUUACAGAUGUACUGGAAAGUAUCACCUGAUAAAGUUGAAAAAGCGAUGGACCAGAUAGAGAAGUUCAUUAUGACUCGACUGUACAAAUAUGUAUUUUGUCCGGAAACCACAGAUGAUGAGAAGAAAGAUCUUACUAUCCAGAGGAGAAUCAGGGCUUUGCAUUGGGUGACGCUUCAGAUGCUCUGUGUUCCAGUGGAUGAGGACGUUCCUGAAGUUUCCGAUAUGGUAGUGAAGGCAAUAACUGAUAUCAUUGAGAUGGAUUCCAAACGGAUUCCCCGUGACAAGCUUGCCUGCAUUACACGGUGCAGCAAACAAAUCUUUAAUGCCAUAAGGAUCACAAAAAAUGAGCCAGCAUCAGCCGAUGACUUCUUGCCCACUCUCAUCUAUAUUGUUCUGAAGGCAAAUCCACCACGUUUGCAGUCCAAUAUUCAGUAUAUCACUAGAUUUUGUAACCCCAGCAGGCUGAUGACUGGAGAGGAUGGUUACUAUUUCACUAAUCUGUGCUGUGCUAUGGCUUUCAUAGAAAAGCUGGAUGCUCACUCAUUGAAUUUAAGUGAAGAAGAGUUUGAUAGAUAUAUGUCUGGUCAAAUGUCCCCAAAGAAGCAAGAAUCCGACAUCUGGCCACCUGACACCUGCCCUGGAGUGAAGCAGAUGCACAGAAACAUGGACUUACUGUCACAGCUCUCAGAGAGGCAGGAUCGCAUUGUGAUUGGGGCUAAGAAAUUAGAGAAGGACCUUAUUGACUGGACAGAUGAAGUAACUCGAGAGGUCCAGGACAUUGUAGACAAGUAUCCACUGCGCAUUAAAACAGUUGGACAGACCCUAGCAGCUAUUGAUUCUGAGAAUGUAGAGGAUGAUAGAUUGCCUCCACCACUGCAACCACAAGUAUAUGCUGGAUAACAAGCUAAACACAGGAUGGUCCACACACAACCACUCCUCAGAUGUGUACAGCUCAGUGUCGCACUUGGAGCAACACAGGGGAAGUUCAUUAAACCUAAAGAAAUACAUGGUUUAAAAGCAAUUUUUAUGGUACACUCUUGUUUUUUUGUGGUUGUUUUGCCUUCUAAAAUUAUUUAUUAGCAUAAGACUCAAAGGUCAGUCCUUUUUUAAGGAACAACAAACCACUAAUAUUGUACAUUAAACAACAAAUGCAAUACCUCCUUUUUAAUUGGACAUUUCAUAAACACAUUAUAAGAUUUGUCCUGCCUCAUAAUAGUCUUUUUAUCCCAUAAUAAUGCUCUAUUGCAUUGAACUUCAAUAACUCACUCAGGAAUAGGCAGUUCAUAAGCCAUUGGCCCAACACUUCAGAAUAAAGUUGUCGGAAAAAACACCUGAAUUUGAAGACUGACCAUCACAAAUCCAGUUGGAAAUUUCUUAAAUGGACUAGGUAUUCUAUAAAGUGUGUUUUGUCUUUUUUUUUUUUUUUUCUUCUUUUAACAAUAGGCAGUUUUAAAAUAACAAAGUUGCUAAUGUGAUAAUUGAUGAAAGUACUUAAUUUGGUAUCUUUGCCCCCAAAAAUAAGUUCUCUAUUUAUAUUUCAGUGGCUUCACCAGCCUUCACGUCAACAGAUCUUAUACAGCUGAUUUCCUCUUUAAACCCUUAACGACAGCAACGUACCAUGUACUUUGCCUGUCGUUAAGGGUUACCUUGUUAAUAAUAGCGAGGAUCAUUAAAGGGUACAGGUGCUGUCAUGCAUCAUCAAACUAUAAGAGACAUCAAAAUUCAAAGAAAUACAUUUCUCAGUCUUAAAAUAAGUUUUCUUUUAUAUUUUAGUGGCAUGUGUGUAUAUGUGUGUGUGUAUAUAUAUACACACACACACACACACACGUGUAUAUUUGUGUGUGUGUAUAUAUAUAUAUAUAUAUAUAUAUAUAUAUAUAUGUGUAUAUAUAUAUAUAUAAUCUAAGAAAUGUAUUUGAUGGUGCACAAGCAUAAAGGAUCUUCUCUAAAAAAGGGAGGGGGAGAUGAAUAAAGAUUAAACUGCUCUAUAUUGAUAGAGCAAUUCAUAUGUAUGUCUCUUUAAAUGGUGAGCUUAUCAUAGUGUUAAUAAUUAUCAGAAGUGAAUAUAUUUAUAUAAGACUAUACUAAAAAAGACAGGAUUGUACACUAAAUUGUUGCUGUUUAAGUUUUCCCCAUAUUUAAUUUUGUUGUGGAAAAUUUACUUUGUGUGAUAUACUAUUUGCUUUGUACAACAUACUACUGCUUAUAAGCUAAGCAGGUGAUCUCCAGCAAGGUCCUUAUGUAGAUCUAUUGUGUAAGUUAUGAGAGAACAAGACAUCAUUUUUUUCUAAGCAUAACAACCCAUGAGAAAAUAGAGGCUGAUCAAUUAAGUGAUUGCUCUUCCGCACUCUUUCUUGGACCAGAUGUAUUACUUUGUUUAUACUUGUUAUUUGAAAAUAGUUUAUUUUUUUCUGUAAAACUUGUACACUGUAAAUAUUUAAAUCACAUGUUUAUUUAGAUGCAUGCUAUUGGUGUUCAUAACUUUUUAGUCGGUUGUGGAUUAUACGGAAAUGAGUGAUAAGCCUGUUUAUAGCAAAUCUAGUAUAGUAAAGAGGUUAUUGUCAUUUAUUUCUGAAGAGGUUUACGCUGUUAAUCUAAGUUUGAUGAAGAACCACAUACAAAUAUUAAUAAAACACCUGAGUGCCUUUUGUUGACCAGCACAAAGAGGGCUGGCACUCUGGAAUGCUCAUAAUGGUGUCUGUGCAGUGGAAACUGAUGACUUUGGUGUCUACACAUCAAGCGUAUAAUUGCUCCAGGACUAUACAAUUACUAAAACAACAUAACGUCUAAUAAAUGCUGUAGGCUUAAUAAUGCCAUUUUAUGCAUUUGCUUAAAAUCCAAAUUUACUAGACUUGCAAAACAUGUAUAAAUGGUACAAUGUAAAUGAAAAUGAAUUUAGUGUAAAAUGUAAAUUUAAAAAUGUGUAAUCUGGUUGUAUAUUGCUGAUUUACUAAAAUAGUGCAUGUUAACAUUUAAAAAUGUAGCUUGAUAUUUUGUAAAUUAUAUUUUCUCUAUUAAUAAUUACAAACAUAGAGGACACUCCCUUGUAUAUUGGUGAUUCAGAACCUUGAAUAGAAAACCUGUUAGAAUAUGGAACAAGAUUGCUGUCAAAAAGCCAAUUGUGUGUAAUUCUUUAUCAUUGUGACGACACAUUUUUCUUUUUUUGAAAUGCAAUAUUUUUUGGGGGGGAAAUACACUUCCAGCAUGUGUCAAAACACUGUCAAAAAAGAAAUGCUAGUUCCCAUUUUGCUAAAGGACUUAUGUCUCAGCAGUCUGUUUUGCUUUCAAUUAAAUGUGGAGAAAUGCCUGAGAAAAUGAAUAUUCCUUAGUACAUUUUUUUGUAAAAAAAAAAACACUGCAGAUUUAGCACUUUAGGCAUGUUAAAGCAUGGUGUAUGGUAUAAUUACAUUAUUGUAUAAAACAAACAGAAUAAGCACUUGAUGUAUGGUAAAUGACAACUUAAAAAAACAUUCUGAAAGAAGAUCACAUACUACAGUGAGUUUUCCUGCUGCCAUGAAAAUUGUAAUUAAAACAUUAAAAUCAAUAUAUUGUAUUGGGUUGUAUUAUGCAAAUGAGAAUAAAUGUUUAAAAGUUUACCUCAGAUGCUGAUGUGCUGGGGUUGUCAGCUAUUUUUCCACAUUUAAUUGAAAGCAAAGCAAUUGCUAGUACUCAGUCAACAGGCUGAAAUUCUUGUAGUGACAUAAGUCAUUUAGCAAAAUGGGAAGUAGCAUUUAUUUUUGACAGUAUUUUCAAUCAUACUAGAAGUAUAAUCCCCCCCAAAAAUAAAAAAAAUUACUUCCAAAAAGAUUUGUAUUCUAAAAAUAAAGAAGAAAGAAAAACAAAUUGUAUUUGCAAAUUUAGAUUUGUAUCCAGAUGUCACAAUUUAUGUACAAUGAUAAAGAAUCACGCAUACUUUUUGAUAGCAAUCUUAUUCCAUACUAAAAUUACUUCUCAAAUUUAAAGGGGAAACACACACAUUAUUCAUUAGUAUGCUAAUAAAGUAAAUAUAAGCCAUGACUGAUGUUUUAUAA
Bombina bombina (fire-bellied toad) is the source of this 4800-nucleotide messenger RNA. RefSeq names its product RAB guanine nucleotide exchange factor 1 (gene RABGEF1). Gene Ontology annotation, molecular function: DNA binding; small GTPase binding; guanyl-nucleotide exchange factor activity. Gene Ontology annotation, biological process: vesicle-mediated transport. Lineage: Eukaryota; Metazoa; Chordata; Amphibia; Anura; Bombinatoridae. Gene Ontology annotation, cellular component: cytosol; endocytic vesicle. The coding region runs from base 71 to 1669 and encodes 532 amino acids. The transcript has 10 exons. The record is from RefSeq and is a predicted model, not a curated record.